Nasonia vitripennis (jewel wasp) is the source of this 996-nucleotide messenger RNA. RefSeq lists its product as uncharacterized. Lineage: Eukaryota; Metazoa; Arthropoda; Insecta; Hymenoptera; Pteromalidae. The record is from RefSeq and is a predicted model, not a curated record. Gene Ontology annotation, molecular function: DNA binding. The transcript is spliced from 6 exons. Bases 1 to 996 code for a protein of 331 amino acids. Gene Ontology annotation, biological process: negative regulation of DNA-templated transcription.
AUGGAGGAUUUUUUUGCAUGCGUCAGAUUUACUGAUGAUUUGAAAACCAACCACUUUGUAUCAGUGAAAGAGAUUAAAUAUCACAUUUAUGAUAUUAAUCAUAUAAUGCCUGAUACGGUUGAUGAUUUUGAUUCUCAGCACGAGUAUGAAGUGCUGUGGUGUCUCUGUACUACAAAUGAUUGUUCAGAUGAAGAAAAUGAAAAAUGUAAUGACUAUAAAGCAUACAUUGUAUUUAUUGCAGAAAUAGAAACAGAUAAUGUUCUUUAUUUAGAUGAUCAAUCUCAGGAUAACACUGAACAAAGUGAUAUGGAUAAUAAUCCUUUAAGAUCAGUCACUCCGAAAAAUGAUGAACCAAGAAUUCCUGAGGAGAGUGAUGAUAUGUUGUCAGAAAUCAAUGAUUAUGAUCGCCAAAGACGACGUGAAACAGGUGCUAGAAGAGUGCAAGUCACGCGUAAGCCACCAAGAGAAGUGAGACCACGAGAGGUUAUACUUGUUGAAAUGAGUGAAGAUGAAAGAAGAAUAAAUCUGUAUAUUACGCCUGAAGCUUUAAAAGUUGAUGCUCGAGACAAGCAAAAAUAUCAAGUAUUUAACAACAAUAUGAUCUAUUUAGGCGAAGGAAAAGCUGUUGACAAAGACUUCUGGGAGUUUUUAAAAAUAAGAGGAGAUUCUAUUUUCUUGAGAGAAACAGCGGAGCCAAUUUGUGGAAAACACGACUUGGUUAAUAGAUGCAUAAAAGAACAGAAAACAUCAGUUACUAUUCAAGAUCGUAGUCCACGAAAAGCAAUACCACCAAACCAAUAUUUUCGAAUAAGAGAAUUGUUUCAAGAUUACAUGAAAGAAAGGGAGUACGAUAAGAAAAAAAGAGAUAGAUUGUUAUCAACUUUUAAUCGACAAAUAGGUUACAAAAUCCAAGAUUUAAGAAAAAAAUUAAGUUAUAUUGUCGUCACUUACUAUUUCGUAAAUAAAAAAUGUUAUUUGGUUUUAAUCGACAAAUAG